Molecule: messenger RNA, 1854 nt
Organism: Stereum hirsutum FP-91666 SS1
Lineage: Eukaryota; Fungi; Basidiomycota; Agaricomycetes; Russulales; Stereaceae
Exons: 5
Coding region: 59-712 (217 amino acids)
Source: RefSeq, a predicted model, not a curated record
CGAGAAUGGAAUAGCUGGGAUACUCUUCACCACCACAACCUUUCUUAAGAAGUUGUACAUGGCCGCGUCGGCAAAGUCUUCUCCUAGGAGCAGGCCACUUAAACUCGAAGACCUCAACGACGGCUGUCUUUGUCUUGCGGUGGACGAACUACGGCGUUAUCGAGAACACUAUAGACCAAAAUCGCUUCACUCUUUCUCUGCCGUAUGCCGGCGCCUUCGCCAGAUCACAUCUCCAGUCAUCUUUGCCCGAUCCUCAACCCCCUUGGUCAUCAAUAUCCGUGACUUCAUCCCCGAGACACUAUGGAAAUUUAUCAGUGUGCUGUCGUUCACUGGAGAACGCUCAGCGGAUACUGUAGAAUUGAGUGUUGAACACCUUGAAAGGGCCAUGCCAUCCUUCGAGGUUCUCGAAUCCGUACGAUUUCAUGAAAUCUUCGGAAGCUCUAUUGCCCUCGCCAUCCCCGCCGUGCUAGCCGCUCCUCACCUACGAGCACUCCACGUCAUUGACCAAUCUUCCCCCCGACCAGAUUCCAUCGUCGAUCGUCGAGCUGAGGUGGUGCAGAGACCAGUGGAGUUUUGCGACGGAAGCUCAGAUAUCGGACGAGGCGGCUUUGAUACGCGCACUUGCCUUUCCUCUCAGACUUUCACUAAGUGUUCCCAUCGAGUCUGCUCCUAUCCACGAGCUGUCCACACUCAUCUGGCCACAACUUACUGAUCUGUCGUUCACCGCGAGCACGCCAUCCUCAGCAACGACAUCCUCCAUUGACUUUUCAUCCAUCCUCGAUAAGAUGUCUCGUCUUUUGAAUCUUAGCGUGUUGCUCCCACAAUCAUCAUCGUUCCCUCGUUCGACCAUUCUUCUCCCCAGUACUUCGCCUGCAACUCCUCCUCUUGAGUCCCUCCGAAGCCUAACACUAGCCUACCCAAACCCCGCAGACCUCAUAUUCGACCAUCUCCCACCCUCACUCCAUCACCUCUCACUAACCGACUGCCCCCGCCAUUACCUCCUUCUCGACACCUCGAAUCCGCUCUACGAAUACAGCUACGACUCGCCCAUUCUCACUUCGUCCGAGCUCGGAGGAAUCGUUCAACGCUGUCAUACUCCUGCACUUGAGAGCCUCGAGAUCGUGUAUCGGGCAGACGCGGCAGAGGUGGAGACUGGGGAUGAUAUCACGGAGGUUUUCGGGGUUGAGGACACUUAAGAUGUUUCGCUACGUAGACUCCACUGAAGAUCCUGUGGACGCCACUCUCCUCGCAUCGGCGCUUUCUCCCCUUCAAAACCUCCAUCACCUAUACAUCCACCUAAGCCCUCCCGAGACCCCGCAAUUCCGAUCCGGACAGACCGGCGAGGAACGACGAAUCGCUCGCGCCGCCUUUCGAAAAGCUCUGCAAGACACCGCGAAUAUGUUCGCAGGUGCGUUCGCGAGCUCCUACCUCGACGUGAUUUUUCUGCUGGAGCGGUUUUAUGGGAUGACGAGGUUGUCUGAGUGGAGGGUGAUACGUAGUGGAGAUGAGGAUGGAGAUGGGAGGGAACAGGUGUAUUGUGAACGUGUCGACGGUUUUGAGAUUCCGUGAGUGAUACGUUUUGAUGCUGUUACAUUUUACUGUCUAUGCGGCAUGCACCAUUACCGGGUUCGUCGACUGCUGACAUUGAUAUCGUACGCAGAGAGCAGGAGGCACCGGUGCCGAUAUGGAAUACGGGGUUUACGGGUGUUUUUCUCACUUAGGUGUAUCCAUGUAUGUCUUUUACGCUUGUCGGUUGUGUGAGCGAGCACGGUACAUGUGCUAGUGAAUCCUCGCUCCGGGCAGUGGUGCGACAUUAUCUCGCUGAUUCAGAUGUCGUACAAUACGAACAUUACC